Molecule: messenger RNA, 1520 nt
Organism: Syngnathus typhle (broad-nosed pipefish)
Lineage: Eukaryota; Metazoa; Chordata; Actinopteri; Syngnathiformes; Syngnathidae
Gene: slc38a8b
Product: solute carrier family 38 member 8b
Exons: 10
Coding region: 66-1394 (442 amino acids)
Biological process (GO): amino acid transmembrane transport
Molecular function (GO): amino acid transmembrane transporter activity
Source: RefSeq, a predicted model, not a curated record
AGCACUCGGGCUAGAGUGGAGAAAUUAGUUGACCCCAGAGAAAGUGUGUGUAAAGGUCGAGCACCAUGGAGGAACUCGCCCGGGAGAGCAUCAGUCUGCUGGCUCGGUCUGCGUCCCAUUCAGAUCCCCCGCGGCUGGGAUCCUUCGGCGCCGUGUUCAUCAUGCUCAAGUCUGCGCUCGGAGCUGGACUACUAAACUUCCCCUGGGCCUUCCAGAAGGCCGGGGGAGUGACUACUGCUGUUAGUGUGGAGCUGGUAUCUCUGGUGUUCCUUAUCAGCGGACUGGUCAUCCUUGGCUACGCCUCAUCCGUCAGCAGACAAAAAACCUACCAGGAUGUGGUGCGAGAAGUGUGUGGACGAGCAAUCGGUCAACUGUGUGAAGUCUGUUUCUGCUUCAACCUCUUCAUGAUAUGUGUCGCCUUUCUGGUGGUGGUGCAGGACCAGCUGGAGAAAUUGUGUAUUUCUUUGUAUGAGACGGUGACAGGGUCAGUUGAAGGGGAAAUUCCAUAUCACUGGUACACAGACCAGCGCUUCGCCCUCUUCGUCAUGUGUCUCGUUAUCAUCCUGCCGCUGUCCAUCCCGAAAGAAAUUGGCAUUCAGAAAUACACAAGUGUGCUGGGGACAUUGGCUGCGACCUAUUUGUGCGUGGCGUUGAUUGUUAAAUACUACCUGAUGGAAAAUCACACGGCCGUUCUAACACCACUGCACACUCAAGGUGUGGGUUCGUGGGCGUCCAUGUUCAGUGUUGUGCCGACCAUCUGCUUUGGUUUCCAGUGUCACGAGGCCUGUAUAGCAAUCUACAGCAGCAUGGAGAACCAGAAACUGACACAUUGGGUGGUCAUCUCUAUCAUCUCCAUGCUCUUCUGUUUACUCAUCUACACACUCACCGGAGUUUAUGGCUUCAUGACAUUUGGUCGAGAAGUCGCUUCUGAUAUCUUGAUGUCAUAUCCAGGGAAUGAUGUUGUCAUGAUCAUUUCCAGACUCCUUUUUGGAAUAUCAAUCAUUACAAUUUACCCAAUUAUUAUUCUUCUCGGAAGGUCAGUCAUCCUGAACCUGAUGGUGCGAAUCCAAAGGCGUCGUCUGGGAAUCGUCACAAGCUCAUUUGAGAGUCGCUGUCGAACGCUCCUCACUGUUAUCUGGAUCACAAUUACUCUUCUCAUCGCCAUGUUUGUCCCUGACAUGGGCGAGGUCAUCAGCGUCAUCGGAGGAAUCAGUGCCUUCUUCAUCUUUAUUUUUCCUGGUCUUUGCUUGGUGUUCAUCAUGCAAAAUGAACCUGUGAGUCCGAGAGUCAGAUUGGUUUUAACAGUUUGGGGAAUCAUAACCAUUGUUGUCGGAGCCUUCAUCUUUGGACAGAGUACGACUAUUGCUGUCAUGGAGCUUCUUGCCAAAUUUUGAUUGCCUCAUCUUGGUGCUCCAGUGUGACUCCUGGGCGAUUGGUGGGACUCCCUUUUGCACAAGCGAAUUCAUGUAAUUUUUAAAAAUUAUUAUUAUUAUUAUUAUAAACGCAUGUGUGUGAUUUAG